AUGGUCUCCACGGUGUCCAUGAGGAGAGAGUCGUGGCUCCUGCUGUCUGGAUUGUCCAGCGAGGCACAGAACUCCUUACAGGACCUUCUGUUUGAUGGCAAGGCCAUGUUUGUGGAACAAACAGACUUGAAGUUACAUGAGUGGUUGCGGCUGACUUCGGACCGUCUGGUCGGUUACACCCUCCAGUUUACUUGUACUCCACCCACUCCCUCUCCAUCCCCAUCCCUCUUCAGGGAUCCCUCUCAUGAGAGCCUACUCAAGCAGGAGGUGAUGCGGCUCCUUGGCUUAGGAGCUGUGGAGGUGGUGCCAGCGGAGUUCAGACGCAAGGGGUUCUACUCCUGCUAUUUCUUUAUUCUGAAGGCCAAAGAGCAGGUCAGGCCUAUCCUGGACCUGCGAGGCCUGAACCAGUACAUGGUUAGGCCCCCAGUCCCACAGUGGGAUCUGAACUUGGUGCUGGUCAGGUUAACUCCAUUUGAACUGCUAGCUACAUGCUCCUGGUCACACCUCUUGUGGAAGAGAGUCUUUCUGGUGGUAAUCACGUCCGCUAGACGGGUCUCAGAGCUCCGGGCCCUGACCUCCAAACCCCCGUACAUAGUGUUCCAUAAGGAUAUGGUCCAGCUCCGACCACAUCCUUCAUACCUCCCUAAGAUGGUCUCCGCCUACCAUAUGGGCCAGGACAUUUUCCUGCCAGUGCUUUGUCCCAAACCCCAUGCAUCCAGUGAGGAGCACCGCCUCCACAUGCUGGAUGUGAGACAGGCUCUGGCUUUUUACCUGGAACAUACAAAACCGUUCAGAAAGUCUUCGCAACUGUUCAUCACCUCAGCUGAACGCAUGAGAGGUCGGCCGAUCUCCACUCAGUGGCUCUCCAACUGGAUCACCUUGUGUAUCCGACUUCUGCUCCCCAUAGUGCAGCCUGUCUGCAGCAAGUCAUCCCCGGUUCCAGGCAGUCCAUUGUCUGACAGCGAGUACCAGGUCUUCUUUUCUGCUUUGAUGCCCUCCUGGAAGGCAGGUGUAGCCUGCCAGAUCCGACGUACUCAAGGGUGCCACGACCCUAAAGUCAUCCGGCUGGACCAGUUUGAGAACCACGGCUGGAUCCCAGAGGGCCCCGUCUGUUCUGACCUCCCAGAUGCCUCAUGGUUUCAAACCUUUUGCCAGUUUGCACAGUAUCGCUGCUCCAAUCGCAAGUACUACACCAAGCGGAUCCUGUGUCCUGAAAUGGCUCCCCACAAAGAACCUCGUGCCCAAGGAGAGGUGUUUGAUACCAUGGGCUUCUGGGCAAAAAGCAACUGGUCUUCCCGUGCUGGGUCCACUAGUGAAGCAGCACAGAGUCAGGCAGUCCCCAGACCCAUGAGUCAGGCUUCCCAGCUGCAUCCGGACAUCCGUCUCCACUCCAAUGUGAACACCAUUCUGAAAUAUGCCUAUGCUGUCUCAGGCCAGGAACCAGUGAUCAGGAGCCAUAUCCCCGGCAUGCCAGCCCAGAGAAGUCUCGAGCCUGGAGUGGGCCCAGAGGUGGCAGGCCCCCUGCAAGUCCAGUCAGUCACAGCCACCCCUGAAACUUCCCCGUCAGUCAUAAGACCCAGUAACAAGACUGGAAGGGCCGCAGAGCAGCACAUGCAGAAGAGCAUCCAGCAGCUGAUCAACUCAGCUCUCUCCUUGGAGGGCUCUCCGGAGAUGGAGACCACUCAGGUGCCCCCAGGCACUACACCAGAUUCGAAGGGCUCAUUCAGCAGUGCCCAGGAAGAGAUCUCAGAUGCAAGCAGCAGUGGCAGCCUCUUAGCUCUGGAAAGGGAUGAGGCUCUGGUGAUUCUCUGCUAUGCAAUGCUGGAGGGCAUCUGCCUCUCAUCAGCCAUUACCCAGGCUUGGAAGCGAAUGGAGGCAAGAACCCUUGAUUUUGGGGAUUCGGUGUGCGAUAGUCUUGGAAGGCACCACAUGGAUCUGUGCCCUGACUGUGCCUUCUGCUCACUGAAGAGGGAGCAGUGCCAUGCGGUGUCAGAUUUGAGACGUGUUCACUGUGAUGCUGGGACCUUCACUACCUACAUCAACCCUGAGAUCUCUGCCCAGUAUCAAGCUGUGGGCAAUAAGGUUGGUUCCCUGGAGGCAAUGGGGUAUUAUGGGAUGGAGGUGUACGGAGGGCUGCGUGCACAUUAUUGGUGUGACCGCCUGGCCACACAUGGCUGUGAUGACCCCCGUGUGAUCCUUUGGCUGCAAGUGGAAUAUGCUUUCUUCCAAGGAGGAGACUUCCCAAACAAAAUCUGUGACUCAGACAGAGUUCAGCACCCUAAUUACUGUGCAUUCAAGAGCCACCAGUGCCUACAGCGCAGCCUCAGCAGCCAGAAGGUGCUUCGUCAUGGUUGCCGCAGGAAUGAGACAUAUCAAGUGCUGAGUGAAGAGAAAGGCGAGGAGGAGGUGCUGCUCUGGAGCCAGAAAUUCUUCAGCUUGACUGAGGGAUGAGUGGAGGAGAGAGGACAGAGGGAGACCCCAGGGAGGAAGGCAAAAGGGGGCAUAGAGCAUUGAAUGGACCCUAUGGAGGCAGAGAGAUGAGGAGAAACUUGAUAGGACCUGAAGCAACUUUUCUCAACCUCUGUCUGGCUCUCUGGUGCCCACCCCUACUUUCAUCCAAGAGCCACAGUCUCCUCUCUGCUCCAUACAGCAGUGUGAAUGACAGCACCCCAGAAUUCACUGGGGAAUCCCUGAACUUUGGCAUUUCAUUUGACACCAACCCAGGCACUGUACAGUUUCACCUGUCCCCCAGGUGCCUCCAAGGCUCAGCAGCUGGGAAAAAGAUUCCAGCAACAGAAGCAGCAUCAGCCCUGGGGUGAUCCACUUGGAGUCUCUGCCAGUUUCCAGGUUCCUGCUUGAUGGCCCUUGCCCAAAGCCCACAAUGUCUUUUACCCUCAGGCCUCCUGCCAUGGGCACCACCAGUGGGGCUGUUUCCUAUAUAUUAUGUUUUGUUUUAUAAAGAGCCUGUUCAGCCCAUGCACUUCACUUUCUCUGUUCUUUUAGCUGCUGUUCUUUUUUGAACCACAUGGAUCCUUUCCCUACUACUCCUUCCUCCACACUAGCUUUGUCAGCAGUGUCUCUUGCACUCCUACUGGUUCCCCUUGUGCAACCACACAUUCACCAAUGACCCUCAUUUAACUGCAUACAAAGGGCACUGGAGUCUGGACCUUCAGAAUGGAC
Molecule: messenger RNA, 3180 nt
Organism: Dermochelys coriacea (leatherback sea turtle)
Lineage: Eukaryota; Metazoa; Chordata; Testudines; Dermochelyidae
Gene: ACRBP
Product: acrosin binding protein
Exons: 12
Coding region: 1-2451 (816 amino acids)
Cellular component (GO): nucleus; acrosomal vesicle
Source: RefSeq, a predicted model, not a curated record